CAGCAGGGGCUGGAGGGAAAACACUCCAAAGCUCCCACGUGGAGAGGGACCCAACCUGUGCCUUAGGAAAUAGGAAGAUGUUCAGCUUAGGCUGUGUUUCAGAGGUCUGGGGCUGGACUGGGAAUUCCAAUUUGUCUUUUUGAGGGGGUUUGGUCCAGUAAGUUGAGGGUGAGCCCAGUUUAGGGGUGAUGAGGUGUGCGUGGUUCCUCUCUUUGGGGUUUUGCUGUGGCCAUAUGACACAACAGCACUGUCAUUCUGGCAUCUUUGGCUCCUGAUCAAAGUAGCUCCACUGCAGCUGAAGCUUUCUCUCCCUGUGAGAUCCUUUCCCAGUUUCUUCAAGAAGCUGCUCCAGGUGGCAAUUAGUGUUUCUUUUUUUUUUCAGGAACCACAUAAGUUUCAGGAGAGGGGAAGGAGGAAUUGAUUCUGCCGGCUGCAGAAGUUUGAUGUUAGUCAAGAUUCACUGCUUUUAAGGCAUAGUUACUCCAAUACAUUAGGCUUGGAGUUAAAAUUAAUGUCAGUGUAGUUUUUUACAUAAAAACAUGUGUGUUUUGGCUGAUAACAUUUUGCUGCUAUCUCUUCUCACCAGUUACGUGCUUGGUGAUAACACCAAAUAUACUCCUUCGGUCUGUAUAAUGUGGAAGGAUGUGGCCCCACUUUUACAAUUGGUCUUUAAAGAAAUAAUUUAAGGUAAAGGAGUGUAGAACUGUGGAAGGUAGAGGAACACGGUGUUUUCUCAGGGUGGUGAUGCACAGUCAUAAAUUGUCUUUGGUGAACAAACUUCCAGCACAUCUACAAAUGUCUGUAAGUCAAGCCAUCACUUUCUGAGCAGCACAAAUUUCUGAUCAGUUUUCAAAGCAUGAAUUUCUCUGUCAUAGAAGAUUCUCCCAGUGAAUGACUUUCAACCCAAAUAAUGGAUUCCUUCAUGUUUAAAGAUCUGUUUUACUAAAUACUAUUAGAAAACUGGCCUCCACCUUUAAGAAUAUCUUUUGUGUACUGGUUAAUAUUGGACCUUUGCUUGGCAAACUGACUUUGAGACAUUUGCAAUAAUGUGAACAAAGUAGUGCAUGGUCAUCUUUUUGGUAUGUUGUGUCUGUGAAUAGUAGCUCGUGUUCCCUAUCUUUAGACAACAUCGUGUCACAUUGGGGCUAGGGGGAACUGUUAAUAGAUCAGCUGCAAGGGAACUGAACUAAAUACCAGCAGGUUGUAACCUGAAUUCUAACUUGGUGUGUUUGGUCUGUACCUUUGAACAAAUGACCUGGCAAUUUUCUGUUGGUGGUGUGUAUUGUCAGUGUCUGGUGUCUCAUAGUUCCUACACAAAGUGCUAAAUAAACUCUGCACCACUGUAUUGCUGUUGUCACAUUUAAAUAAAGCCUGCUAUGAAUAGCAACUUGUCUCUCCUCGCUUUUUAUUCCAUAAUUUAGAUUAUUGUGCAGUGAAGUAGCUUUUCUUUCACAAAAGCAGUGUUGGGGCAAGGUGUGACACUGAGGGCAGACCCUGUCUAGGGCAGGAGCUGCUGUUGGGCUGCAGGUGACACUGAGAGCUCCAAGAGAAGGAACACCAGCCAUGCCACUGCUCCUGGAGCAGGCACUGCACCUCCUGGGAAUCACCUCUGCCUCCCUGGCCUCUCCACCAAUAUUCACCUUGAACCUGGGAUUUUCUUCAGCAUUUUCCUGCGCUCCCUGAGGAGAUACACAGCCCUGGAGCAGGGGGAAGACAACAAAUGUACAAGUGCUCCUGUGAACUUCUGUCUGGACCUUACUGAUACCAGAAACCUCCAGCUUGGCAAUAGACACCUGGAUUUGUGUUUGUAGGAUGAAAAAAGACCUGCUCAGUCUCCCACAGUGUCUCCACUUCUCUCCUAGCUUCUGUCAUACUGCUUUGGUGCUACAGGUGGCACAGUGUUGCAGAACUACUUUAUUGGAAACCAUCAAAAUUUUCAGUGUUUAUGGAUGUUCUGAUGAAGUAGUUAAGUAUGAUGGCAAAUACAUUCUCUCCAAAGCAGUGUGUUGUGACACCUGUGUGCUCUGUUCACCAUGCCCAUGGUGGAAUCAGGCUGUGAUUGUUGUGAACUGUGAUUUCAGGAGGAUGAUGGUGUUACAAUUUGGUUUUAGAGGAUUGUUGGUGAUGGGCAGCUCCAGGCCAAUUUUAAGUAUUGUUUAGAAACUUGUGAAGGCAUUAAUGUGACCCAGAAGGAUGAUGUUACUGUAUCAAACAAUGCCUUUUAGCACUGUUACCUGAACUUUGUGGUUGAAAAGAGCCUUUCUGCUUGAAAGGCAGGAAUCUGCAUGAGCAAGGCUUUUUUGGAAUUGUGCAUUGAGUUUUUCAUGUUACACAGAAAGAGCUGCUCUUCCUGCUCCAGGUAACUCUGGUCUGGUUUGUUAUUUAUCAUGGUCUAGUCAGGCAUGCAAAGAUCUUUGGAAACAUCCCUGUGAAAUAUUAAAAAAAAAAAAAAGAAAAUCAUUGUUUUAUCUGAGUGUCUGCAAUAGAAAGUUUCUGUAACAUUUGGUUUUCAGGCUGCAGUGAGAGAGUGCAGUGUGUCCAGGCAGUGACCAGGAGGACAGGGAGGUGUUCUGGGGGUGCUCAUGUUGGUUUUGGGGUCUGGGCUGGUGUGUAAGGGAAGGAAGAAGAUCAAAACAUCCCAUGGAGUGUGCUGGUCCCACAGAAAACACAUCCCAGCACCUGGAAGUGGUGGUAGAGCUUGUAUGGAUGCUGAGCUUGCUGCUGCUUUAGGAUUUCCUGGUGGAGGUGGGAGGGAACAGCUGUACCUCAACCUUCCCCAAAACCCCUUUGAACUGCUGUGUAACACCCUGAAAUUGGCCACUGACUUAGUCCUGGUGUAUAAAUGCUGAAAUAAGAUUAAGAUGGCAGUUAAGAAAAGAAAAUUUAACUUCUUGAUCUUUUCCUGAGAGUUCAGAAACCCCUACUUUUGUGUGUGGCUGAAGUAAAAGCAUUCAGUGCUUAACUUUGAAAAUAUCUCAGCAAUAGUAAGCUCCAGAGUAUGGCUGAAUGGCUGGAUGACUUAAGGAGCCUUGCAUGGAAUAAAUAAGAUUUGUUUUCUGUGGCUGUCAUUAGGGUUGGCUGGAAAGGAUUAUCGUGGAUGACUCAAAGCAGAUGUUCUCCAGUAAACUUCUGAGUGAAUUGGUCUGUGUGCUAGUCAGUGCUCUCAACAGGAGCGCAGCAUGGGAGAAUUUGCAACACCUUAUCAAUUACUUAUCAAUUAUUUUGAGCUUUUUGCUGUAAGCUCCUAACUGGGGGUCCUGGAAGUUGUUUUGGGGGGUACUAAAGGGGUUGCAGUGUGAGCAGACAAAGGCACAUAGAAACUAAAAUGCAAAUUCCUGGGCUGCUGACCUGGGCAGUUACAGCUUGGUGUCAAUAGGGAGCGGGGUUGAAUUCCCUGUCCUGCUCUGCUCCAUGGCACUUUACCUGUCUGUUCUGUUCCCAAUAAUCAUCUUCAGUAGCCCUUUGUGAUAAUAAAUGAUCAUUUCUGGUGCUGCUCAAAGCAGGGUGUUGUCCUGGCAGGUUUGGUAACAUUAUUGUCAGGUUGGUUAUGUGACAAUGUAGGAAUUUUAUUGUAGCAGUUGGUUUAAGGUGGAGGCACUGGUGUGCAGGAUGGGUGUGCUGCUGUUACCGCUACAGUGUCUUCCCAUGAACGUGUGAUACUUGAGAGGUGUUUUGGGAGAUCCUCUUGUUUCCAUCACUGUGUUUAACUGCACUACAAGAAAUUUCAUAAUCUGUGUUAUUUUAAAAUAGGCAAAUAUGAUUUUUACUGUAAGCUUGUCUUUAUGCCACUUGGAUGGAACAUGCUGAGAAAACGACACAAAGGGAAGGGAGGAGAAGUUGUUGAACGUGCUUGAACAUUUUAUGUAUUUAUUUUCAAAGAAUUAAGCUUCCCUACAGGUCAAAAAAAAAAAAAAAAAAGGAAAAUGAGAGGAGCUGCUGGCAGUUGUCUGGGGUGUGAGAUGUUCGUGCUCUGCUCAGCAGUUGCUCUGUGACAGCGCGUUCUCAAUUGGUUACAAAUGUGUGAGGAAUCCAAAAUGGGUGGUUUGUGUUCCAGCAGGAGCUGAGGGUGCAAGGCCACUUUCACUGUCCUUAAUUGGCACCACGUGUCCCCCAGAGCAGGGAGGGAAGUCACAGCCUGUCAGUGCUGGUGGGCUGCACUGGUGUGUGCCUGGGGGUACUGAACAAAGGCAAAGCUGUGACUGGAAAUUCCCUGAGCAGUUUUACCUUUCUGUAGGUGUGUGUGCACAUGAUGUAUCACUUUCCCCAUCUUCACCUUCUGAUAGACCAACGACCCUUCUUUUGCCAUCAGUUCUCCAUUUAGAUAAUGGAUAUUUGGGGAUUACCAGUAACUGCAAAAAUAAUUGUACCAGUUAAUGACGUGUACAACAGUGCCUUUUUCACUCUGGUAAUUCACAGUCUAAAAUAUGUGUUGGGAAGGAGAGUAUCGUGUUUUGCAAGUUUAAAAAUAUUUGUCUGGAAACUCCCAGAAUUGAGCUGAUGUUGUGUAUUGCUUGAACUGUGGUGCUAAACUGUCCUUCCUGGGCUCUGAGGGCAGGGCAAGGGUCAGAACAUGGAAGAAAGUCAGUGCACUGAAGUGAAAUAAUAAGAACUAAAAUAUGUCAGAAUAGGUGCUCUUGCUGCUCUAAAGGUUAAGCAGAGUUUUACCAGGACUGACCUCAUGGUAGGGCUUCAAAUGUCUGCAGAGUGGAGAAAGAACCAGGACAAAUUCAUUCAUCUUUGGCCUGGAGUUGAUUUUACACCUUAUAGGAGUAAGAAUCAUUCAAAGUCUGCAUGGACUUUAAACAUAAAUUUGAUAAAAGUGAGUAAAAAAAAAUCAGGACAAGUGUUUCAUCACUGACAGUGUUACCCAGGUAUCUCCUAAAUAACAUUAAACUCCUAAAUAGCACUAAACAGUCCUGCAGGGAUGGAUAAAACAUGGUCUGAGCCCAAGGUUUACUGAAAGGAGGAGACUUCAGCUCCUGGUGUUCUGUGGGAUCUCAGUGGAGGGGUAGAACUGACUUGGAAAAGCCAAUUCUCACACAAGUCAGUGUUUUUAAGAGGAGGGGUCAUGCAGGGGAUGUGUGGCUGGGGGGGCAGAGCUGCCUGGUGAUGAUGAUGAUGCUCCUGAUGAGGUUUCAGGAUGAUGUGGGAUCCCUGCAGAGGUUCUUGCUGAGAGAUUUUUCUCACAUGCACUUCACAUCCAGUUGAGUCACAAAUGCAAUUAAGCAAUAAAUGAGAGUGUGAUUCAAGUUUUCCUUUGCUUAUCUUUUAAAUUUAUCUCCAAAGGUGAAUUAGAAAUUCCAGGUUUCAGCACUCUUAACAUCAGGUAAUGGAAACAAGGAUCUCUGUAUAGGAUCAUGAACUGGUUUGGGUUGGAAAAGCAGUCCAGGAUGAAUGAGUCCAACCCAGCACUGCCAUUUUUGCCCCUAAACCAAGCCCCUAAAACGUGCAGUGUGUGGUUUGUGAUGGAAACCAUUAAAAUCACACGUGUGCUGAGGAUGUGCAGGAUGCACAGCUGUGAUCAGAGAACCUGAUCCUCACCUUUUCAGGGGAUGUGGGGUAGUGCAGUUCCUCCUCCCCAUGUCCAGCCCCAGCAAGGGGUGGUGGGGUGGCUGAGGCUGGGGCUGGUAGUCUGGGGACACUUGCUGGGCACAGCCCCUGCCCAGGAGGGAGCUGCAGGCUGGGACUGCAGUGUGCAGUGCAGGAGGUGAUUCUGGAAUGGAACUGCAGAGCAAUGCUUGGGUACAUCUGCAGCACUGAGCCCCACCUUUCCCAUUCCUGCUCCUGCUCCACUUGGCGCUUGUUCCCGUUAGGUGUGCACAGUUCAUUGAGGCUUUGCAGAGGGGUCUCAGAACUUUGUUACUCAGUCACAGCAGUUUUUUGCCACUGUUUCUUUGGGUUUUACAUAAGAGCGUGUUUGUUACAGCUCCUGCAGUUUUCAACUAGGUCAGUAAAAGUGUCCUUGUCCCUAUUCCUUGAAUAAUCAGCUCCCUAAAGCCAGACAGUCUGAUAGCAGUUUGUGAUUAAUGCUUCCAGCAAUUAUAAAGUGGAAGGUCUUAAAUUACAUUUGUUAACUAAGACCAGUACAUGAAACAUGAAGUGACUUUGUCUUCCUUGUUGCAGAUCCAUAACAUGGUGGCAGUGCUGGAAGUGAUCUCCAGCCUGGAGAAAUAUCCCAUUACCAAAGAGGCACUUGAGGAAACCAGACUUGGGAGGCUUAUCAAUGAGGUGAGGAAGAAGACAUCCAAUGAGGAACUUGCCAAACGUGCCAAGAAGUUGCUGAGGAAUUGGCAGAAGUUGAUAGAACCCGUAACCCAGAACGAGCCAGUGCCAAGGGGGCUGCCCAACCCGCCGGGAUCAGCGAAUGGAGGUGCUCACAACUGCAAACCAGACUCACAACUUCCUGCUGUGCCCGGCGCCAAGCCCAUCAGCGAACUGAAAAGCAGGAAUGACAUCCAGAAACUAAAUUCUCCAAAAGCAGAGAAACUGGGAAAUAGGAAAAGGAAAGGUGAUCACAGGGACGGGCAUCAGGGCCCUCCUCCCCCAAAGGUCUCCAAAGCUAGUCAUGAAGUAUUACAAAACUCUUCACCCCCUCCAACCAAUGGAAUUGGAGGUAGUCCUGAAAAUUUUCCUAGUCCUGUAGACAUAAACCUACACGCAGGGCCUGAAAGCAGCAGGACAGAUCUCAGUGAAAAUGAUAAACACAGUAAGAUCCCAGUAAAUGCUGUAAAACCUCACACCAGUUCUCCAGGACUUGUAAAACCUUCAAGCACUUCCUCGUUACUAAAGACUGCAGUGCUUCAGCAGCAUGAUAAAUCAGAAGAAGCCACGGGCCCCCACCAGCCCAAGAGCCCACGCUGCUCCUCCUUUAGCCCCAGGAACGUUAGGCAUGAUACUUUUGCUCGGCAGCACACCACGUACUCACCAAAGGAUUCGAUGCCCAGUCCAUCUCAGAGGUCUCAGUUCGCAGACGCCGCACCGGUGCCGUCGCCACCGCCGUCCCUGACGCAGCCAUCCUCACCUCCCGUGCCAGCCAAGAGACUGGAGUUCCCUCCUCAGGCGGCCCCCGAGGCGGCGCAGCACUGGCAGGAGCAGCAGGGAGCCCCCGAGGGCCAGCACAGGCACACAGCAGGGACACUUCAGCAGCACACGGCUCCCGGCUGCAAAGCCCACCCCGGGGAAUCACACAUGGGCUUCCCGCAGGACACUUCCAGAAUGGACAGUGACGAUGCUGCUUCAGGGUCUGAUAGCAAAAAGAAGAAAAGGUACCGACCCAGAGACUAUACAGUCAACUUGGAUGGGCACGUGAUAGAAGGGGGUGUGAAACCUGUGAGGUUAAAAGAGAGAAAACUCACUUUUGAUCCCAUGACAGGACAGAUAAAACCUUUAACACCGAAAGAUCCUUUGCAGGUAGAAAUCCCUGCACUUACUGAACAGCACAGGACAGAAACAGAAAAGCAGGAGCAAAAACCUAACCUGCAAAGCCCCUUUGAACAAACGAACUGGAAAGAGUUGUCCAGAAAUGAAAUCAUUCAGUCAUAUUUAAACAGACAGAGUAGCUUGCUGUCUUCAUCAGGAGUACAGACUCCAGGAGCUCACUACUUCAUGUCUGAGUAUUUAAAGCAGGAGGAAAGCACUAGAAAAGAGGCUAGAAAGACUCACGUUCUAGCUCCUAACAGCAAACCUACAGACUUGCCUGGGGUCACCAGAGAGGUCACGGGCGAUGACCUCGACAGAAUACGUGACCACAACUGGCCAGGCGUGAACGGUUGUUAUGACACACAGGGUAACUGGUAUGAUUGGACACAGUGCAUAUCCUUAGAUCCACACGGGGAUGAUGGGAGAUUGAACAUCCUGCCUUACGUCUGCCUAGACUGAGAGCAGUUCUGCUAAGCACGCUUUUUACACCUGCACUUAGCAGAACUGGCAGACACGAUGCCACUUCCAGCUGGAGAGAGCCUCCUGUCCUGGACAAACAGGCCCCACGAGCAGAGAGGGGGGGAGGGAGCUGGGCCUUUCCAGCUCGUUCCUUUAAAUUCUCCUUUUGUGAAAUGCUGCUACCAGUUUACUAACAAUUGCAAAGGAAGGCAUACGAAGGUUUGAUCAGUUGAGUUCUAAACUCUAUAGCAAGCCAGCUAUAAAAAGUGUUAGUCCCCAAGAAGUGAAGAGGAUUUCCAGCACUUUCUGAAUGCCGGAAUCUUAUUACAGGCAGGUACAGAGAAAAAUUGUGGAAGUUACCUUAACAAAAUAUGCAUCUAUUUAUUUGACUUGAUUUGGGUUUUUAUUUGGCAGUGAGAUAUUCGAGAGACAAUGUGCAAAAACUGUAGUUUUAUUUCUAUCACAUCUCUGAACAUGAUUGAGUUAUUUAAGAGUCAUGUGGUACGGAGAUUGGGUUUUAAACAGCAGGUGUUGCACUGCAGGCUGGGCCACCAGCUUCAGCUCAACAUUCCAUAGGCAUCCACAUAUUUUAGUCUGGUUUCAGUUUAAAUCCAGUCUCUGAGAAAUGCUGCAAAAACUAGAUGUUUAAUGAUAUUUUUUGAUCCCACCACCACCAGCCAAAUAUUUUUCCUCCUUUUCCCUUCCUGCAAACUUAUAGGUAAAAAACAAAAAGACAAAAAAAACCAAAAAGACAGAAAGAAAAAAAAAAAAGAAAAAUCACCUUUUCUAGAAUCUAAAUGUAAUGAGGGUGCUACAAGUUUGUAACUGUACUGUGAGAGGGAAAAAGGAAGCCUGUUUGUAUGCUGGAAAUAUACUUGUUACCAUUCCUUUAGAUAUUGUUUGCCUUAUGGAUAUCCAUCAUAAACGCAAUUUGCAAAAACAAAGAGCCUUAGUGAAUGUACAGUAACUAGACUUCUGUGUUCCUGGGAUGCAGAAGGGAGCAACUUUGCUAUUUGGUCCUUUAAGUGGACACGUUGUGAUAUAAAUGUGGAAAUAAAAAAAAUUUGCACAAACCAGUUUGUGAAUUAUUUAUAUAUACUCCACUUGUUUCCCCCCACCCCGAGUUUGCUCAGUUCAGCCCAGCCAGGGGAGCCCUGGCACUGGGGACCCCUCGGAGCAGGGAGGUGGAGCCGAAUCCCUCGGACACUGCUGGUAGGGAGAACGGGAUUGUCUUCCAAGAACCUCCGUGUGCUGUCCAGUCACACAGGGUGGAUCUGUUUUAACCCUGGAGACUGAUAACCCAACUGUUGAUAAUGUACCUCAAAGUCUAAAGAGAUCAGAUUUCAACUUUGUAAUGUUUUGUUCCUAUUCGUUACGGUGCUUUCUGAAGCAGCCUGGGGUGUAGAAAGUGAAGGAUUUCUAUUAACUGUAAUUGCUUUAAUAUUUGGGGCUGUGUUGUUUGAUGCAGUCCCCAGUGUUGGGCUUCUGUUCAGGGGGUCGGGGAGGGGACUCUAUACCAAAAAUAUUCCUGGGUUUAGUGAUGUUAACUCUGUUAACCCAUCUGUGCUGGAGAUGUGCCUUGGCAAGAGCUGUCCUGCCUUUGAGGGUAGAGUCAGGCUCUUCCCUGACUUUCAAAGGAAGGUGCUCCUGGCCAGGCCAGCAUUGUGUUGGUCCAUUCCCUGGAAUACAACUGAUGAAGUCUGGUUUAUUUUUAAGUCAAUCUUGUUCAUAAUUUAUGAUCUGACUGUUACUGAAAUGUGUGGGUAUCUCAGAAAUAACAAUGUCUGUGUGCUUCCAUUUCUGAAAUCUGAGGUCUGAGAGUGAAACCAGAAGUGGUUACCAAAAAAUGCGUCCAAGUAUAUUUUCAGUUUACUUCCAUUCUGUCCUUCUGCAGUUGCUGAGGUUGAGCAGUGUGGUUUAGAGCUGGGGCAAGUUUCUGUCUUGCAGUUCAGAUGUGAUGGUAGAGGGCUAAGCUGCUGGUCAUUUUGGAAAUGCUUAAGUUUUGUUUAUGUAAAAAAGUACUGUGCAUCUUAUCUCCCCCUGCCCUUCCUCCCUCCUUCCCUGAAUGGUCCCAUUUAGGAACAGGGUCCGUGCUCUUUGGAGGCCUUUGAAUUCAGGAAAUGAUGAAGUUUUACUUGAUAAAUUCCAUCUUUUUCUCCACCGCUUCCAUUUCUGAUGCAAUUGAUGGCCCUUGACUGCACUGGGUGAGGUGAUAUCCAAAGCUCAUCGCAGCUUUCAGAUUCCACCCAAACUGCCUGUGCUGGUGCUCCUCUCCUGGAGGAAGCACCAGGAAUCAGACCCAGCCCUUUCCCUGGUGGUACAAAAACUGCUGGAGAAAUUCCCUCCCAAUGCAAGCUUUAAAUCUUGUUCCUUGCUGAGUUUGUUGCUGCUGUAAGGGGUCAACUCACUUGUGUGUCCUCCAGGGUGAGAUGAGGCUUGACAAUCUUUAUUUCAGCAUGCCAGUAUAACCAGUUCUGUGAGCUCCAACAAAUGUGAAUAAGUUUACAAGGUGAUAUUUUUUUGUCAAUUUUGUAAACAAGUUCAAAUGAAGUUUACCAUGUGCGUA
Molecule: messenger RNA, 10444 nt
Organism: Taeniopygia guttata (zebra finch)
Lineage: Eukaryota; Metazoa; Chordata; Aves; Passeriformes; Estrildidae
Gene: MED26
Product: mediator complex subunit 26
Biological process (GO): positive regulation of gene expression; regulation of transcription by RNA polymerase II
Cellular component (GO): nucleus; mediator complex; core mediator complex
Molecular function (GO): transcription coregulator activity
Source: RefSeq, a predicted model, not a curated record